AGCGAUAUCAAGAAACAGCUAUUAACCGAGAGUUGUUUGCCGUAGAAAUCCUCGGUUAAUUCGAUGGUGCGACAGAACAAAGACCAAAUCGUUACAGAGAAAGAGUCGAUGGUGGAGUUUCCAAAAAUGAUUUUGUCUUGCAAUCGUUAGCUGAUUCAACAGGAUUAGAAGUGGAACGUCCAGUAUCUGUCGAGAUGUCCAUCUUAGGAGUAGCUUUUUUAGCUGGUUUACAAUGUGGACUGUGGAAGAACAGAGAAGAAUUGUUAAAUCUCCGUCAAACGGACAGGAUAUUCAAGCCAAACGAAGAAUCGCGAUUAUCUUAUCAAUACGUGCUGAAACAAUGGAAACGCGCAUUGGAGCGUUUUAAAAAUUGGUACUGACAAUAAUUCCCAAAUAAAAACAAUUUUUUAAUGUUUACAUGUA
Messenger RNA from Wasmannia auropunctata (little fire ant), 423 nucleotides. RefSeq names its product putative glycerol kinase 5. The transcript is spliced from 3 exons. Lineage: Eukaryota; Metazoa; Arthropoda; Insecta; Hymenoptera; Formicidae. Bases 195 to 380 code for a protein of 61 amino acids. The record is from RefSeq and is a predicted model, not a curated record.